ACUCUUAGUUGUAGCAUAGAUAUUGAGUUUUUAGCUAUGCAACUAAACCUCUCGUAUAAUAAAAGAGCACAGAAAGAAGAAAAUUGACCCGCAAUAGGAUUGUUCCAUCUUCUACAACUACAAUCCAUAUAUAAGCAAGAGUCGAUCCGCAAUACGAAAUUGAGAUAGGGCUUUGAUUCCUCGUAUCUUUUUGUGUCGUACGAGAUUGAAUGGAGAUGCUUAGAAAGAUGGCGUACAGUACCAAAGUGGACCUGAGGAAACUCCGGCCCAUGAUUCUGAAGAGAAUCGAGAAACGGGCACAGGCUUACCCGGUUCGGGCCAUGGUUCCGGUUGCUAAGGAGGUCCUUCUUGCCAGGAAUGUUCUCAUCAAUGGCGUUUCCACCCUCCUUAACUACGUUCCUCUCAUGGCUUGCAAAUUCUGUCCAGAGAUAUAUAUUGGUGAGCAGGGGCAUUUAAUUCAGACUUGCUGGGGUUACAAGCAUCGUGCCAAGAACCGGGUUCAUGAGUGGGUCAAAGGUGGUUUAAAUGACAUUCUUGUUCCUGUUGAAACUUUUCACCUGAACAACAUGUUCCAAACUGUUAUCACACACAACCAAAGGUUUGACUUUGAUCGAAUCCCUGCUGUUGUUGAGCUAUGCUGGCAAGCAGGGGCUGAUCCCCAUGAUGAAAACCUUAAUUCAACUAGUUCGAACUUGGAGGCUGCCAAUGGAAAUGUCCCCGAAACCAAGUCUUUGUCACCUAAUGAUCUUACCUCUAUAGCGAAUAAAACAGUCACUGCUUGGGAGACUCUUAGGUCUGGGGUGGAGAAGUUGUUGCUGGUUUAUCCAGUAAAAGUUUGUAAAUAUUGUUCUGAGGUUCAUGUUGGGCCAUCUGGCAAUAAAGCUAGGCUUUGUGGGGUGUUCAAGUACGAGAGCUGGAAAGGAACUCACUUUUGGAUGAAAGCAAAUGUAGAUAAUUUAGUGCCCCCAAAGAUUGUAUGGAGUCAAAGGCCUCAAGAUCCUCCUAUACUUGUGAAUGAAGGGAAAGCAUUCUACGGGCGAAUUCCGGCUGUAUUGGAUCUGUGCACAAAAGCUGGUGUUGCUGUGCCUGCAAAGUAUAAUUGUAUGAUGAAAGUAAAAGGUUUGUCUGGUCCUGCCAAUCAUAGAUUUGGCAGAAGCAUUAUAGAAUCAGACUUGUCAAAGCAACCGUGAGUUGACUUGCAGAUCUAAUUGAAAUCAGGCACCCAAUCAGGGACAGUUUGGGGGAAAAAAUUGAGAUGUCAUUACUCUCAAUUGCAAUUUCCUGCAUCAGUUUAAGGUUGGCUGCCAUAUCUGAUUAUGGAUCCAUGUGCCUGUUCUGUUGCGUACAGCAAGAAAUUUGGUUCCCAUAUCUCAUAUCUGCCAAAAUAUUUCUGCUGAGGAAAUCAAAACCUCUACAUAUAUGUGGCUGGGUUUAAUGGACCUGCUCCUCAGGUUGGAAGAAGGUAAUUAGAUAUUCUACUUCUCAAUCGGAGAUCCUAUUAUUUUUCCGUUUUGAUUAAUUUUGUUCCUUGAGGAAUCAUGAAUCCAUAAUUGCUGGAAAUAUUAACACGGGAGAUACUGCAUUCUUGGUGGUAAAUGUAAUUGUUCAUUUAUGUCAAAAAUAUCUCAUGAAUGGAAGGAUUGCUUUCU
Abrus precatorius (Indian licorice) is the source of this 1649-nucleotide messenger RNA. RefSeq names its product APO protein 4, mitochondrial. The transcript has 3 exons. Gene Ontology annotation, molecular function: RNA binding. The coding region runs from base 210 to 1190 and encodes 326 amino acids. NCBI's taxonomy places the organism in Eukaryota, Viridiplantae, Streptophyta, Magnoliopsida, Fabales, Fabaceae. The record is from RefSeq and is a predicted model, not a curated record.